AUGUCUUUGCAAUUGUUAAAUCCUAAGGCAGAAUCGUUAAGAAGAGAUGCAGCUUUGAAAGUUAAUGUAACUUCAGCUGUAGGGUUACAAGAAGUUUUAGAAACAAACAUGGGACCAAAGGGUACUUUAAAAAUGUUAGUUGAUGGAGCUGGCAAUAUUAAAUUGACUAAAGACGGGAAAGUCUUAUUGACUGAGAUGCAAAUUCAAUCGCCUACGGCCGUCAUGAUUGCUCGUGCCGCUGCUGCCCAAGAUGAAAUUACUGGGGAUGGUACCACAACGGUGGUUUGUUUUGUUGGUGAAUUAAUGAAACAAGCUUUCAGAUUUAUCCAAGAAGGUGUUCAUCCAAGAAUUAUUACUGAUGGCUUUGAAAUUGCCAGAAAAGAAACAACCAAAUAUUUAGAUGAUUUUAAAAUCGAUAAAUCCAAGGAAAUUACUGUCGAUAGAGAAUUUCUAUUACAAGUAGCCAGAAGUUCACUAUCCACCAAAGUAGUUCCGGAAUUAACAGAAGUUUUAACGCCCAUUGUUACAGAUGCAGUUUUAAGUGUUAAAAAUAAUGAAAAUUUAGAUUUAUAUAUGAUCGAAAUUAUGCAAAUGCAACACUUGAGUGCCAAAGAUACAAAGUUAAUUAAGGGGUUGGUUUUAGAUCAUGGUGCAAGACAUCCUGAUAUGCCUAAAAUUGUCAAAAAUGCCUAUGUUUUAAUUUUAAAUGUUUCCUUAGAAUAUGAGAAGACUGAAGUUAACUCUGGAUUUUUUUAUAGUUCUGCCGAAGAAAGAGAUAAAUUGGCUGCUAGUGAAAGGAAAUUUGUUGAUGAAAAAUUAAAAAAAAUUAUAGAUUUGAAAAAUGAAGUUUGUGGGCUUGAUAGUAAUAAAGGGUUUGUUAUUAUUAAUCAAAAGGGUAUUGACCCAAUGUCCCUAGAUAUUUUAGCUAAAAAUAACAUUUUGGCUUUAAGAAGAGCCAAAAGAAGAAACAUGGAAAGAUUACAAUUGGUUACCGGUGGUAUAGCUCAAAACUCUGUUGACGACUUGACACCAGAUAUUUUAGGGUUUUCAGGUUUGGUUUAUGAAGAAACAAUUGGUGAAGAAAAAUUUACUUAUGUCACAGAGAAUAAAGAUCCUAAAUCAUGUACCAUCCUGAUUAAAGGGCCUACUUUCUAUUCGUUGAAACAAACCUCAGAUGCUGUUAGAGAUGGUUUAAGAGCUGUAGCAAAUGUUUUAAAAGACGGCUGUGUUAUUCCAGGAGCUGGUGCAUUUUUUAUUGCUGCUUCCGAUCAUUUAAAAAAAGCUAAUAUGAGUAAAUUAGGAUGCAAGGGUAAAACUAAAACUGGUAUCCAAGCUUUCGCAGAAGCUUUAUUAGUGGUUCCAAAGACUUUGAUUAAGAAUUCUGGUUAUGAUGCUUUAGAUGUCUUAGCUACAUGCCAAGAUGAGUUGGAUAAUUGUGAAGAAGGAGAAACCAGAAUUGUUGGCGUUGAUUUGAAUAUCGGUGACUCAUGCGAUCCUACCAUUGAAGGUAUUUGGGAUUCGUAUCGUGUAGUUAGAAAUGCUAUUAAUGGUGCUACGGGUAUUGCAAGUAAUUUGUUAUUGUGUGAUGAACUACUUAGAGCUGGUAGAUCUACUUUAAAAGAAGGACCACCCCAAUGA
This is a messenger RNA of Saccharomycodes ludwigii, 1638 nucleotides long. It is a transcript of the gene CCT6, whose product is annotated as chaperonin-containing T-complex subunit CCT6. Gene Ontology annotation, cellular component: chaperonin-containing T-complex. The transcript has a single exon. Bases 1 to 1638 code for a protein of 545 amino acids. Gene Ontology annotation, molecular function: ATP hydrolysis activity; ATP binding; ATP-dependent protein folding chaperone. Gene Ontology annotation, biological process: protein folding. NCBI's taxonomy places the organism in Eukaryota, Fungi, Ascomycota, Saccharomycetes, Saccharomycodales, Saccharomycodaceae. The record is from RefSeq and is a predicted model, not a curated record.